UACAUAAAAUUGUCUCUGCACAUAUCCUCUAUUCUUUUGAUUAGUUUCUAAGAAAUGGAAUUGAUGAUUGAUUAGAAAAAAGUACUUCAACCCCUGCCUGCCUCGGCAAAAAGAUCAUUCGUCACAUUAUGUAACAUAAAAAUUUCCAAACAGGUUUUUCUUUCACAAAAGUCUUUAGAUUAAAUCGAAUGUUACGGGUUUGACAAAUAACAAUAUGAAAACAAACAUUUUUCUUAACCAUGUUUUGGCAUUUAUGUUCACCUGGAAGUUAUAUUUUUAUAGGGAAACGCGAGAAAGUUCGAGAGACAUAAAAUUGUGAAAAAUUGAUGGAAGCAGCACAACGACGACUCUACAAGCCAAAGUCGCUGGAAUCGUCGUCGAUAUCGCCAGAGUGAAAUAGCAGACCAGUGGAAGAAAGCCUGUGUGCGGGAUAAUCAGUUGGUUGAGUGCAAAAUGGACGAUUGGCGCAAGGCGGCCGACAAUUCCCGGUAUCGAGACCGCUCCCCAGCUGCGUCGAAGUACCGUGACAAGUCACCUGAACGACGCAGAGAUCGUUCCAGGGAUAGGUAUCGGGGCGCCCGGCAUCGCGACAGAAGCCGCAGUCGCAGCGGAAGCUAUUCAAAGAGCAGGAAAACUGAUCGGUACCGAAGCAAGAGCCGUAGUCGUAGUGAUCGCCGAAGCACAAGCAGAGGACGCCAUCGAUCGAGCAGGUCUCGCUCGCCACGCCGCAACCACCGCUCGUCUCGACAUUAUUCUUCGAGGAGUCGGUACCACCGGAGAAGUCGCUCAAACAGCCGGUCACGUUCGCGAUCCCGUCGCUCAAGUCCACGAGAAGACAGAACGCCACCGCCCCCACCUCCACCUGCUAUCCAAUCAGAAAACGAAUUUGAAUAUUCAAACACCAACAGCGGAACAGAGCAGCAUGACGUAGACACAUCCAACCGCGGUUUCGCCACCGUUCAAAACAACUUCACUUCGGAAAACUCGUGCCCGUCAAUUGGCCCAGAUAAUUCAAACUCGGAAGCAUCGAAUGCUUACGAUAACGAUUUUGAUGAACCCAUAGACAAAGAGCGUAUCCACCGCGAAAUGGAGGAAAAGCUGCGCCUAGCUCUCGCGAAAGAAGGGAAAGUAUAUCCGCCGCCGAAGCCAGAACCGUCUCAUCCGGUCUUCGCUAACGACGGCUCCUUCCUGGAAAUAUUCAAGAAAAUGCAACAGCAAAUGACACAGCAACAAGCAAACGCCGAUGCAGCCGAGCAGAAACUGAAAAAUCAACCAAUUUGUAAACGUCGUGGUGGAAAAAUCUUGAAGACGGGCAUAGUGGCCAAGUCUCGUGCCACCGAUCCAAACAACGUCGACCCGAAAGACUUCUGGUCCCUUUACUUACAGGAAGUGAAGAAAUACAAAAACACAUCAUGUGAUGUAGAUAGUAAAACACGGCCUUUGGUCAAGUAAUUUCAUAGAUUUAAUCGUAUGGUCGCUAUAUUAACGAUUUCUAAACUAAACACUAGCUUCGUAAGUUGUCUUAGAUAUAUUUGCUCUGGAACCAAACUGAAUUCAUCAAUUCCAUUUCGAAUUAAUCAAAAGAACGACGAGUAGAUAUGUAACUAUGUUUAAGCGAUUUUAUUAUGUAAGAUUUUUAUUUUCCUUGCAUUUAUGAGUAAUUUUUGCUGUUCCGAUUAUUGUAAGUUGGGAAAUUGCUUUAAUUUCAUUUUACUACACGGCGGCAAGCACUGAAGAACAAAUUCGCAACAACCGGAAAUUGAUUUUGCUGGUUGAGACGAUGCCAGAAUUCCCCCCGCACGAAUUCGUUUUCCAUUAGAACACUGUUUGGUAGAGACAAUAUUUGCAUUUAUAGGUAAUUCUGUUCGAACUGAGCGACACAGGGAUUUCGUAAUUUCUUCCAACAUUUUUGAGAAUUAGAUUUUCGAGAGAAUAGAUUUACACAGCUCCAAGCAUCUUAUGAAAGGUUGUGGCUUUUUUGGCGCAAAGUCCACAAGUCUUUCCAGCAUUGCUUCACUAGUUAAGAGGCUUCCUUUCUAAGGCAGAAGACUGUCAUUGACUCAAGAGAUUGAGGGACAGUAACUAGUCAUCAUAUUGGCUUCAUUACUCACAAGUUCUACUUUCGAGCUGCAUUUAUGACGUAAGUGUAAUAUACCACAAGGCCUACAAUCUUUCAUUGAGCGGCUACAAGUUCCCGUUGUCAACAUCAACUAAUCAGUAAUAAAACGCUUUGGUGUUCAAAUAAAUUCGUACAUAUCAGCCCAUAACUGCUUGUUUUUAGGCGUGAUACGUAAGUGGUCUAAGUUAUUCAGAAAGUCUAAGGGAACUUGAUAACCGCUCAUGAGGAUGUUUUUUUUAAAAAGAAAACACGAUAAUUUUGCUAUUAAAGUUUUAGGAACUCAUUACAAUUCCUUUCACAUAUUUUGUGGAAGUUGUCUUCAAAGCAUUUUAUAAAAGUGAAUUGAGUGCUCGAGUUUCUAGUAAAUGUCUUAUUCAUUCUUGAUAAUUACACAGUACACGUCGAAAUCUCUCAUUCGGAAAACACUUCAAGAUGAGAAGAGUGUUGAAUCAGAAUAGAACCGCCUGUUUAGUCUUCCUUUUCCAUUGAAUUGGCUAUUUUUGUUAUUAUAAAAUAUGCAGGGGAUGCGUUUUUAUUUUCAUCAGUUACUCAACUGCAAGCAUCCAUGUACAGUUGCAAUCUGCAAGAAUUUAUCCGUAAUGCAGUAGAUACCAAUGCCUUCUAUCAUGAAUUUGGUUCGAAUGUCUCGGUAAAAAGACACUUGCUGUUAGCUUCACUUAUCAACAAUGCCUACUACAAGCACAAUUAAGACAUGACAUUGGGAAAGUCCACUUUAAUUCGGGUUUGCUAUGAUAUUAAAAUAAAUCUCAGUUAAAAUUCGGAAAUUAAUAUUAUUUAUUGAAUAAACGCAUUGGAAAUGUAAUCAGUUCUCGUUUAACUUUUUCUUGACGAAGUGAACAUUUAUUUUCUAAAUUGUUGAGACCACUUGGAUGCUGAAAACCGUAAAAUUUACCUAAUCCCAUCGCAUUUUGACUGUUAUUUUAUAUUACUUGAAGUUGAAAUUUUAUCGCGAAUUUGAUUGAAUAGCGGAAAUAAAGGGUCUAAAAAAAUAAGCCAACAUAGCAUAGCGCAAUGCUCCACAAAUAACUCAGUAUUUUCCACAGCAUAAACUAAUAUCCACAUAUCUUCUGUUCUUGUAUAUUUAUUCAUAAAUAAAUAGAUGAAUAAAAAUAAUCGUACUAUA
Hermetia illucens (black soldier fly) is the source of this 3263-nucleotide messenger RNA. Its product is annotated as serine/arginine-rich splicing factor 4. The coding region runs from base 454 to 1452 and encodes 332 amino acids. NCBI's taxonomy places the organism in Eukaryota, Metazoa, Arthropoda, Insecta, Diptera, Stratiomyidae. The transcript has 2 exons. Gene Ontology annotation, molecular function: 5'-3' exonuclease activity; 3'-5' exonuclease activity. The record is from RefSeq and is a predicted model, not a curated record.